Molecule: messenger RNA, 738 nt
Organism: Cetraspora pellucida
Lineage: Eukaryota; Fungi; Glomeromycota; Glomeromycetes; Diversisporales; Gigasporaceae
Source: the annotation of a GenBank genome assembly
UUAAAACAACCUUUAAAAUUUGAAGAAAUUGAUUUAACUAAUGAUGAAGCCACUAUAAAUAAAGAAAAUACUAAGAAAACACAAAUGUCACUAAUGGAAAAAUUAGAGUACAAAGAACGAUUAUUACAACUCGAGAAAGAAAGGAAAAAUGAAGAGAAUUACAAAACAGUUGCUAUGCCGCUCACCCCUUUAUCGGAGAGUGAUUCACCCCUUCACACGGUUGGGGAUACGUAUAUUAAUCCAUUUGAAAUUUCAUCAGAAAUUUCAACAGAUCAUAAUACGAUAAUAGAACCCGAUGAUGUAGAUCUUUCGUCACCUUAUGCUCGAGUAUCUUCUAACAAGCCCAGAAGUUCACCAAAAUCGACAACUAUUGAUAUAACGCAACCUUCGGUGACAGGGACGAUCGGUUAUAGACCCAGGCGCUUUGCUACAGAUACUCUUGAUGAGCCAGUAUCAGAAACUAUUCUUAGAGACUUGCGGAAUAUUGCGCUUAAAUUGGGUCAAGUCCUUAAUCCUAAAGGCAACAGAGAUGUCUUGCGAGAUUGGGAUUUAUGGGGUCCAUUAAUUCUUUGUCUGGCACUGGCCUUGCUCCUAACUCUUAAUGCAGAUAAGAAUGAUGACGAUAGCGAUUAUCAAAAAGAACAAAAAGUUUUAGUGUUCACUGGUGUUUUUGUUAUUGUGUGGUGUGGAGCGGUUGUUGUGACAAUAAACGCGAAACUUUUAGGAGGCUCUAUGUAA